AUGGGCGACAUGACAGCUCCCUUCAGCCGACCUGAGGACGACAAAGGCCGCGACCCCUCCUGUCAGUGGCAUGAACAAAUCCACCUCCACCACCCCCCCACCGGCGACGGUUUCUACAGCUUUUACCAACGUGGCGAUCAGAAGCUCAUCCCCCACCUCGCAGGCCACAGACUUCUCUUCCCUUACUGCCGUUACUACAUUGUCUCUGUCAAAAAUCUCUAUUUCAACAAGUUUGAUGCCAUCUUCUUCUACAACGAAUCGAACCCUCAUCGGUCCAAGCUACCUCCGCUUCGAUCCCUCCCUCACACCACAGGUCCGCUGUUCAAGCACCAACCUUUCAUUGUGACCUGGAACAUCCCUGAUCUGGUGUGUAACAGAUACAACAUCUCCCUGGACACCUCAGCGUUUAAAGGAGUGGCCACGCCUGCAAAGGUUCCAGGUCAGUUCCUGUCUCUGUUCUACACAGACCGGCUGGGUCUUUACCCACAUGUAGACCUUGUUGGUAGAAAACAGUUGAAUGGAGGUAUUCCUCAGAGGGGGAACCUGAGAGCCAGUAUGAACAAGGCCAGAGCUGAUAUCACCUACUACAUCACAUCCAAGACCAGCCGGGGCUUGGCUGUUAUAGACUGGGAGGAAUGGCGCCCCCUGUGGGACAGGAACUGGGGCACUAAGAGGAUCUACCAGCUCUUAUCUGUGGUCCAUGCAAUGCAGACAAACCGCUCGCUCCCAGUGGAGCAGGCCACAGAAAAAGCCAAACAACAGUUCCAGGUGGCAGCCAGAAGUUUGAUGUCAGGGAUGUUGACGAUGGGCAGAGCCAUGAGGCCCAACUACCUCUGGGGCUUCUACCUGUUUCCCAACUGCUAUAACUACGGCUGGUUGGAGCCCGGCUACACAGGCCGGUGCUCCAAGGAGGUGAGGAGGCAGAAUGAUGAGCUCCUGUGGCUGUGGGAGUCCAGCACGGCCCUCUACCCAUCGGUCUAUCUGCAGGCCUCACUGGCAGAUAACCCCAGAGCUGCCCUGAUGGUGAGGAACCGUGUCCAGGAGGCUCUGCGAGUGUCCACCCUGCCGCGGCGGGGUGGAGGCGCCGCGCCCGUGUUCGUUUACACGCGUCCCGUCUUUGUCGAUCAGAACAGACGCUUCCUCAGCCGGGGGGACUUGGUGAGCACCGUGGGGGAGAGUGCCGCAGUGGGAGCGUCUGGCGCUGUGCUGUGGGGGGCCAGCGCUGACUACGAUGACCAGGCCUCUUGUGAAUCCCUCUCAUCCUACCUCUCCUCCACCCUCAACCCUUACGUCACCAACGUCUCCGCGGCCGCCCAGCUCUGCAGCAGCUUCCUGUGCCGGGGGAACGGCCGCUGCGUCCGCAAACACUACAACUCCAACCACUACCUCCACCUGAACCCUGACAGUUUCAGGGUCGUGCAUAUUCAGAGGCGCUACCUGGCUCUUGGGAGACCUACCUUUGCGGACCUGAAGGCUCUGAGCAGGGGAUUCACCUGUCAAUGCUACAGAGGCCUGAGCUGCACUCCCAGGACUUACAGGGAGCUCGCCAAGGCCCUGAGGUUCAGUGUGAAACAGGGGCUGCACCAAAAAGCCCACACACUCAAUAAAGCGGCAUUGGAUGAUAUGCAACAAGCUAGUAUUGCUAAAGACAAUACUGAGAAGAACUUGAAAGUAUAGCUUGUUGCACAAAUCAAACCAAACUACUCCUUCAGUUCAGACAUGGAAAAUGCAGUCCAGUUGCAAUCCAGAUGAUUAGAAGGCGUCUGCGUGUUUCACCCCAUUAGCCUGAUUUGCAUUUCCUGUGAUUGAAAUUGAAAAGACCGGCCGGCUCUUGCUCGACUGGAGUUCUAAAGCAGACGCAACAAUACAACAUCAGUGGAGCUGCAGGCUGAACGGCUCUUCCUCCCGGUCUCCCAUCACAAAUAAAUACAUUUAAAGGACACAGGAAGCGUCACCUCAUCAAAGCCUCCACACUGUGACCACACUGACAGGACAUGAACAAAUCGGUCAACAGUCUGCAGUUAAGUUCCAAACCAGGAGGAAAACAAUCAAAGAGACGGUGCCUUAUCAAACACGUCAGAUUAUUCACUGUAGGCUUUUGUAUGUGAUUUGACUGUACAUGUAAAUAAAUGGAAAGAGGGGGUGCGACAGUGUUGUAAUGUGUUCAACUUCUCACGGUAAAAAUCUACAGAGCAAAUACGUCGACUGGGUAGUUUUUAAUAGCAAGUCCCAAAAUAUAGUCAAAUCCAAUCAAAUUGAUUUAAAUUUAGAUUAAUAACUGAGCUACAUUCAUAUUCUAUUUCAAAAUGUGCUGUGUUGUGAGCAUGAGAUGAGAAAGGUUGCUCUCUCUUCCUCAUAACAGUGACAACAGCUAAUUCAGGCUGAAGUAAAGUGUGCAACAUCACAGCUCUGACACUCAAGCAAAAUGGAAAUGAUUUCCUCUUUGCUUCUUCGUCUGUGAAAUGUAGUGUAUUAGUAUAUUCAGUAUAUUAUCAAAUUAUCAUUAUUAUUUUCCGUGACACUUGUGGCUGUUUAAUCAGGAUAAUUCAUACAUUAGCACUUGGACUUUAUUUAACUUGCAUGUUUUCCUGCAUUGCCACACGUUGCUUCUACCCUUUUACAUCCAGUAGAUGUGGAGCAAAAUGUGCAUUUCUUGAAUCAACUAGUACUAUUGACAAAGAAGUUUACAGUGUGUGUAUUGUGAAUCUCUUUUUUUCACUGAAAACAGCUUUUUGUUGCUACUGCAAACAGGGCGGAUGAUGUACAGUGUAAACAGCAGAGUUUACCUGUUGCUCUGGCACAUUACAAGGGGACAUUUUUAGGUGUGGAAACAGUGAAGUGAAGUAAAACGACUGAGGCCAAUCAGCAGGCAAACAGAAACGUCUGCCUGUUUGUUUCCAUGUGUGUGUGUGAAAGCCUGUUUUCAUGUUUGUCUCUGGAGGAGUUGUGUGUUUUAUUCCCAUCGUGGCGUUGUCAGCAGAUACUGUGGGUCAUUGGUGUAUUAGUGUGGGUCCUCUGGGUGCUGAAUGGGAGGUUGAGACUGAAUGUGUGUGUGUGUGUGUGUUUGCUUGUGUGUGUGUUUGCUUGGUUUCCUGAAGAAGUAGUUUGACAUGUUGAUUUUUGCAUCACAGCUCUAUCACUCAAAUGUGUUGCUUGGUUAUUUGCUUUUGUUUGUUACUUCUCUAUGCUGUGGCUCGGGGGGGGGGGGUAAACCUGUACUGUAAGGCACAUUCAAAUUCAUGCAAAACUUGUAUUGACUUGCUGUUCAGACCGAGUUUGACAUGACAAACUGAUUUCUGUGGAACUGCUUCCUCUACACUCUCCCUGCAAUAAAGCAGUGACAAUAGAGUGCACCAGGAACUAGACUGUGUGUUCUACUGUGACUAACAAACAGGCUUAAAACCAACAUCACCUGUAAUAUAAUCUGCUUGCUAGUGUCUUUGGAUUUAUACAGAGUAUAUAGACAAACACAAAUGUACAAUGAAGUGCUAUCUGCUGCUGACGACACCAUGUCAGUGUUGUGAGUCAACCAGAGAAUGGGGCCGCAACAACCAGCAUGGAAAAUAAACAAGACAAAAGAAAAACCUGUUAUUCCAUC
Molecule: messenger RNA, 3598 nt
Organism: Hippoglossus stenolepis (Pacific halibut)
Lineage: Eukaryota; Metazoa; Chordata; Actinopteri; Pleuronectiformes; Pleuronectidae
Product: hyaluronidase-1
Exons: 9
Coding region: 1-1677 (558 amino acids)
Biological process (GO): hyaluronan catabolic process; carbohydrate metabolic process
Cellular component (GO): acrosomal vesicle
Molecular function (GO): hyalurononglucosaminidase activity
Source: RefSeq, a predicted model, not a curated record